Pseudozyma hubeiensis SY62 is the source of this 2838-nucleotide messenger RNA. RefSeq names its product STE/STE11 protein kinase. Gene Ontology annotation, molecular function: ATP binding; protein serine/threonine kinase activity. The record is from RefSeq and is a predicted model, not a curated record. Bases 1 to 2838 code for a protein of 945 amino acids. Lineage: Eukaryota; Fungi; Basidiomycota; Ustilaginomycetes; Ustilaginales; Ustilaginaceae. Gene Ontology annotation, biological process: protein phosphorylation. Gene Ontology annotation, cellular component: cytoplasm. The transcript is spliced from 2 exons.
AUGGCUCGCAGCGGCGAUGUGGAUGCGGGUGUGCUGGGCAAGGGCGGUUUUGGCUGCGUCUAUAGAUACGCCAUCGAUUCAUCCUUCACGCCGCCUUCUUCAAUGGAUUUAUCGCUCUCCCUCACUUCCACCGCCAUGCAUCGCCAUGCGUCUGGUUCCGAAGCGAUCGCCUCCUCGCAACUUGACCGCGGCCGCUCCUCUCCUCGUUCCCGCCUUUGCGAUCAGGUCGUAGCCGUCAACUCUGUCACGAAGCCAGCCUCUCUCGUAGCCAUCAAGCUCUGUCGCACGCCUUGCUCCGGCUCCUUUGACGAGCUGCAAAAGACGAGCCUGGUCGAUAAACGGACACGGCGCGCCGAGAUGCAGGACGACGCCAAGACCCACGUACGCAUCGUCAGAGGUGAAGGUCGCAUCUUUCAGUAUCUGCAAGCGGCACAUCAGGCGUCGGGCCGUUGCGACGAUCCUCCGCUCGUCAAGCUCCUGGCCAAUCUUCCUCCAAACGGGAUCAGUCGAGAUUCUCAGCUGGAGGCUCUCGACAUCUCGUUCGACGAGGAGGAUGGUCCGCCAACAAGACUGCUCGUCUUCGAGAAGCUCAUCGAGAUUGACGCUGAACGCACAUCGCAGGGUUGGGUCAAGUCCAACAAGAUGUGGUCGCACGAGCGCGUCGAGAAAGUCGCCCUGGAGGUCAUGCGUGGACUUCAGUUUCUGCACGAGCACAACGUGACGCAUGGCGAUUUGAAGCCAUCCAACCUCAUGCUUGAUCCUCGCACGGGCGUUGUCAAGAUCAUCGACCUCGGUGCCAGCCGCCGAUUCGUGCAUCUCUCCAACAAGGAGCGCAACAAUCGACGCGCGGUGGAAGAGCAGGACCGCCACCUCCUGGCGCGCAGCCGCCCAGUGGCUAGGCUCGCACCUGAACUCUGCGAAGGACUUGGAUCGUUGACCGGCUCACCCUACUACAUGGCACCUGAGAUCCUCCUCCAGGCGACAAGAUACGUCGACGUUUCCGGUCGGGCUCGCUCGGUGCUGGAGGACUACGAAUUCGACUUUCACUCUUUCCUCCCGCGAGAACAGUGGGGCAUGUAUCACAUCGGUCUGAGCGAUCUCAGACGUGGCUGGGGCAUCCGCGCCGACAUCUGGAGCUGGGCUUGCACCGUGCAGGCUCUAAUGCUCAAGACGAUCCACGAGGACCAGCGACCAAGCAGCAGCACCAUCUCUCCGUACGACUUUUCUUUCUCGCGUCACCGCGACGAGAUGAUUGAUCCCCUUCACGAAAAGUCUCCGAGCGAGGACGAAGUUCCACGGUUCCAUCAAUGGUGUCGGGUUCUGCCAUUGCUCAUCGUCCGCAUCGCACUCGAGCCUGUGCCGUUGACUAGCCAGGCCGAGGGCUGUUCGCCAGCCUUGCGCUCGGCGCUCAAGGCAUCGCUCCGACACCAAGACUUGCGACCCACCGCGGACGAGCUCGUUCACAUGAUGCAAGCUCCACAAUCUGGGUCUCGUGCGCCUUCGGCACACUUCGCCGGAGGACGAUCCGCCUCGCCGGCCAAGUCUAGUGUGCGUCAGCCAAGCGUGGACGGCAGCCGACACCUCUCACAGCCGACCUCUUCGCCGCGUGUACAUAGCGGCGAGUUUGACGGCUCGAGGUUCACGACUCCGACGCUGUCUCACGGUGCCUCAUCGACGAGCAGCCCGCAGAACACAUGCGAGACGGCCAAUAGGGAGUGCCAGAACAGAACGCCGGACGGCGACCGCAAGGUGCGCUCCGAGACGGGAACGACCGAGUCUACCUUUCUAGCACCUCCAUCGGCUGCGAGUCGUCGGAGCGCCGAAGACCAAGGCGACAAUGAGGACCCAGUGCCUCAAGGCUUCGAGCUUGUAUCCCCAGCGAGGAGCGAAAAGGCACUCCCGCGUAGCGCCGAUCGACCGGCGACAGCCAACGCGACACUGCAGACGACGCCACUCAGGGACAGCGUCUCAGCGCAUGUGAAGCUUGCAAGCCGCGCAGCACUGCCGCGAUCGCAGCCGUCGACACCGAAUCGCGCGGUGACUGAGGUGGCAACUUCACGAUUUGCAAGAGGUGUCGGCGAUCGCAGCCCUCUCGGCUCGCGUGUGCAACGGGUGGAGCGUGGCGUUGGUGCAGAAGGCGCCCCUCCUUUAGCUGCUGCAGGUUCGCAAGGUCUCGGCAUCGAAUGGCCGUUGGAAGGCAUGCGAAGUCUACGGCUGAAUCCUUCUGCACCGUACCGUGGCACGCUGGCCGGGCCGAGCGCGAGUGUUCCUUCGAGCCCCGCGUCGCAUGGACGUGGUGCGUCUGUGCCGAUGUUCGGGUCGACAGUUGAGCGCUCAAGGACGCCGCUCCGCGUGCCGGCUCCGGUAGCUAUGAGCUCUGCGAGACGGAUGUUGGGAGAAGAUAUUGGCGGAUCACCGCGAUGCAAUUUUGGCGACAGCCGACACCACAAGCAUGGCAGCUUAAUGGCGACGCUCAAGGAGAAGCAAGUGCGUCUCAAGGAAGGCUCGAUGAAGCUGAUGGGCAAGCGAUCGAGUGGCAUGAAGUUUGCCUCUGAUACAGGUCAUAGAUCUGCAUCCGACGACGGCCGUGAUCAUGUUGACGAAAACGUCUAUCGAAUCGGCCAUUUGGAGGGGUAUCAAGACGCAGCCGCAGGUGACCAUAGCGAGCAUUUGUCGGCGGCGCCGUUGGUCAUGUCGCCGGUUGAGAUGCGUUCGCCUGAGAGGGAAAUGCGCUUUGCGGGAUCUUCGAGCCGCCGGUCGACCAUCAAGACAGGCGACGAUCAGUCUCGUACCAAACCGCUCAUCCGUCGUCUGUUUACGUGGAGCACUUCGUCGUGA